This is a messenger RNA of Aedes albopictus (Asian tiger mosquito), 1600 nucleotides long. Its product is annotated as serine protease Hayan. Gene Ontology annotation, biological process: proteolysis. NCBI's taxonomy places the organism in Eukaryota, Metazoa, Arthropoda, Insecta, Diptera, Culicidae. The transcript has 2 exons. Gene Ontology annotation, molecular function: serine-type endopeptidase activity. The record is from RefSeq and is a predicted model, not a curated record. Bases 422 to 1507 code for a protein of 361 amino acids.
UUCUCCUACAGGCGGGAAGCAGCGCGAGAUUCAAGAUCAACGUACAUAUUUAUAAUAUUGCACCAACAUUGCUCAGUCGUCGUCGUUGUCGUCGUCGUCGUCAUCCAGCAGCAACAACAGCCAGCGGGGACUCCAUUCAGUUGAGCACAGUGUGACAAGAACUAGUUUCGGAUUCGAAGGAGCUCUGAACGGGCGCGCGCGGGCUCAUCAGUAGCUGUGUGUGAUCGCACACGGUGGUGACCUUUCUUAUUGUUGUCGAGGCGUUGACGUGUUUGUAUAUACCUAGCUAUCGUGGAAUUCGUAAUACAGAGUUUGGUAUCGAAUUCCAUUUCGCAGUGUGGUAGAAUAUCCGGGUGUUACACGGGAGGAGGACAAUGAUUUCGGCCUGACGGGUUCGCAGAGUGGAUCCCGUAAGUUCGUAAUGGACCGCAGCAUGCCGAAUCGGGCGCUGGUGACCGUGCUGCUGAUCGUAUGGUUCGGGGCAGCGAUUGCAUUUGCGACGAUCGACAACGAUCGCUUCGAGGGCGAUAGCUGCGCAUUGGCGGACGGCUCCGACGGGACGUGUCGCCGCGAUUUUGAGUGUGAAUAUUUGAAAACCAUCCCGCAGAAGUUGUGGGUCAAGUGUUCUUUCGAUAAGAAUGUAUCGAUCGUAUGCUGCCGUAAUCCUUCGAGGACUCGAUUCGAUGUCAAAAGUAGAAGCGAACAGAUGUGCGAGAGCUUCGAUCAGUUCAACGAUGUGGAUGAUCACAUCUACGGUGGCACUGCAGCAGCAGCAGACGAAUUUCCUUAUCUGGGUGCUUUGGGUUUCGGUAACGGAGGGGAAGUGUCUUUUCGUUGUGGAGCCAAUCUCAUAUCGGAUCGGUACAUGCUGACGGCUGCGCACUGUUUAGCCGAGCGACCUUCUUUCGUUCGACUGGGUGUUGUGGACAUAAUGUCAAACAGUAAAACCGAUCCUCCAGUUGACAUCGGAAUUGAAGAUGUGAUCAGUCAUCCGCAGUACAAAGGUCGUCCUCUGGCAAACGACAUUGCCCUACUUAAGCUCAACCGAACUGUGACGGAAGACUUUCUGAAACAGAUAUGCUUGUACACGAACCUGUCCGAUCCUUUACCGGAUGUGCCGCUGACGAUUGCCGGAUGGGGAAGUAACGAAACCGCUGGGAUAAUGUCCCCAUUGCUGCAGAAGGCCAACGUUACCACGUACGAGCGGGAUGAGUGCAAUACUAUUUUGGUGAAUGAUAAGAGCCAGGUACUGUCCAAUCGUCGGAUAGUGGCGAAGUUGAAUGCGGAUCAGCUUUGCGCCCUCGGGAGAAACGAAACGGGUCACAAUACGGGGGAUACGUGCAUCGGCGACUCCGGUGGUCCGUUGGAGCUGGCCAUCGGGCGGCGAAGAUGGCUCGUCGGUUUGACAUCGACGGGGAAACCGUGCGGAACGAAUUUCCCCGGUAUCUACACGCGGGUGUCGUAUUUUGUCGAUUGGAUCGAGUCGAUAGUGUGGCCGGAGAAGUGACGGGACUGGGACAGAGAUGGCCUGCUUGUGAGAUUUAGGGAUAAGUGACUGUCGUCAGGUUACAAAUAAGAAUAAAUGUGAUCAAUCUCUCCA